UUCAUCUAACUCUGAGCUCCAAAACUAAUCCAGAUGGUUAGCUUAGCUUAGCUUCACACAAAGACCGGAAACAAAGGGAAACAGCUAUGGUAAAAAUCCACCUGCCCGCACCUCCGUUUGAAACUUCAACUUGUCUUGCUCAACACAUUUUAAUGGAGAUAACAAACCAGACUAAGCGUGUUGCUUUGUGUACUUUUAAUGUGCAGGUAGAUUGAGCAUAUUGUGCUAUUUCUUUAAAUAGGAAGGUACUUUGUGAGUGUGUGUGUGUGUGUGUGUGUGUGUGUGUCAUUGUCUCUAACCCCCACUUGUCACAGCGUCUUACACUGCUGUCAGAUCAUCUUUGACUCUGAGGCCACCACAUUGCUCUACUUAGCGGUGCAGCAGUGAAACUUCUUUCCGACCGUCUACAUCCAGGCAGGACUCCCAUUCAAGAUCCACCUCGUCUCUCCCAGGUUUCACCAUGUCACAGGACCCGGCGGCUGAGCUGCCAUUUUUCUACGGCAGCAUCAGUCGCUCUGAUGCCGAGCAGCACCUGAAGCUGGCUGGAAUGGCCGACGGGCUCUUCUUGCUGCGGCAGUGCAUCCGCAGUCUGGGCGGCUACGUUCUGUCUGUCGUGUGGAACCUGGAGUUUCACCAUUACUCCGUAGAGAAGCAGCUCAACGGGACUUACUGCAUCGCAGGAGGGAAGCCUCACUGUGGGCCAGCAGAGCUCUGCGAGUUUUACAGCAAAGACCCUGACGGGCUGGUGUGCACCCUUAGGAAGCCCUGCCUGCGCUCCCCGGAUACGCCAAUACGACCCGGCGUGUUCGACAAACUGAGAGACAAAAUGCUGAGGGAGUACGUGAGGCAGACCUGGAACCUGGAGGGAGAAGCCAUGGAGCAGGCCGUCAUCAGUCAAGCUGGUCAGCUGGAGAAGCUGAUUGCCACUACAGCCCAUGAAAAGAUGCCCUGGUAUCAUGGUAACAUCCCCCGAAUGGAAGGUGAGAGGCGACUUUACUCUGGAGUGCAACCAGACGGCAAGUUCCUGGUGAGAGACAGACAGGAGGCGGGUACUUUUGCUCUGUCCAUGAUGUAUGGGAAAACAGUCUACCACUAUCAGAUCCUCCAAGACAAAUCGGGGAAGUACUCCAUGCCGGAGGGAACCAAGUUCGACACAAUCUGGCAGCUGGUUGAGUACCUGAAGAUGAAACCUGACGGCCUGGUGACGGUUCUCGGGGAGGCGUGUGUUAAUGGCAAAGCUGAAGAAAAACCCAGUCUUCCUGCAAAUAGAGAGAGACGGCAUGCUGCAAAUGGAUACACACCGCCACCAACAGCUCUUAACAUGGUAGCGAGGCCGGUUACCCCUGUGGUUCCAGAAAGUGAUGCUGAAAGCCCGUACCACAACCCGAAUGAAGUGAGGAAGUUUAACAUUCAGAGGAAUCAGCUGCUGAUGGAUGAAGUGGAGCUCGGCUCUGGCAACUUUGGCUCCGUCAAGAAAGGAACGCUCAGGACUGAAUCGGGCCAGAUCGAUGUGGCCAUCAAAGUGCUGAAGAGUGAGAAUGAGAAGCUGGUGAAGGAGGAGAUGAUGAGGGAGGCAGAGAUCAUGCACCAGCUGAACAACCGCUACAUCGUUCGCAUGCUGGGUCUGUGCAACGCUGAGAACCUGAUGCUGGUCAUGGAGAUGGCCUCGGCCGGACCGCUCCACAAAUUCCUCUCCAGCAAUAAGGAUACUGUAAGUGUAGAGGACAUUGUCAACCUGAUGCACCAGGUGUCGAUGGGAAUGAAGUACCUGGAGGAGAAGAAUUUUGUGCACAGAGACUUAGCGGCUCGUAACGUCCUGCUGGUCAACAAAACGUUUGCCAAAAUCAGUGACUUUGGGCUCUCCAAGGCCCUGGGAGCAGAUGACAGCUAUUACAAGGCUCGUACUGCAGGUAAAUGGCCUCUGAAGUGGUACGCUCCAGAAUGUAUAAAUUUCCACAAAUUCUCCAGUAAAAGUGACGUGUGGAGUUUCGGUGUCACAAUGUGGGAGGCCUUUUCCUACGGAGGAAAACCUUACAAGAAAAUGAAAGGACCAGAGGUUAGGGGCUUCAUUGAAAGUGGGAACCGCAUGGAGAGUCCACCAGCAUGUCCAGAGCCAAUGUAUGCACUGAUGAAAGAAUGCUGGACGUACAAGCAUGAGGAGCGUCCGGACUUCAAGAAGGUGGAGGAGUCCAUGAGCUCUUACUAUAACUCCAUAUCGAACAAGGCCAAUCCUGAGGGAGCUGCAGCCGCUGCUAAGCCUGUCAAGUAGACAGAAACAAGGCACAUUCUGUCCCAGUGUUGCACAAAGCAUCCUUUCAACUGGCCAUUAAACAACCAAAACAAAGAGCUUUUUAUGAACGGUGCACACUGACCAGCUUCGACUACAGUAGCGAUACAGCUAAACAGGCCCCAGUGACAAUAAAUGUGCAUUUGCAAAUUGGACUUCAGUGUGUCAGCCAUGUAAGGAGGACCUCUGUCCGUCUGUCUCUGUCUGUCUGUCAUGGUUUGAAUGUUAAAUGUUAAUAUCUUUACAUUGAUGACAACUUAAUUUCAUCUUCUGGUAUUUUUGAGUACAAUAUAAUGACAUGUACAACUUGUUUUUUCACCGCAUCUGCCAUCACCUGUGAACAGUUUAUUGAUGUUUUUAUUCCCUUGAUAUUUUAUUAUUUUAUUAUUUUUCAUUCCUACUAUAAUCAAACUGUACACUUUAAUGUUACUUUCACUUAAUUCCUGUAAAGUCAAGGAUUAAAAUGUAAGGCUUCAACUAUUUCUGUUCACUGAUCACUCAUUCUGUGUUAUGAAUCUCUCUGAAAAGUUCAUAAUCAUAAAAGCAUAAUUUCUA
Molecule: messenger RNA, 2842 nt
Organism: Acanthopagrus latus (yellowfin seabream)
Lineage: Eukaryota; Metazoa; Chordata; Actinopteri; Spariformes; Sparidae
Product: tyrosine-protein kinase ZAP-70
Exons: 13
Coding region: 461-2269 (602 amino acids)
Biological process (GO): innate immune response; cell differentiation; cell surface receptor protein tyrosine kinase signaling pathway
Cellular component (GO): extrinsic component of cytoplasmic side of plasma membrane; cytoplasm
Molecular function (GO): ATP binding; non-membrane spanning protein tyrosine kinase activity; signaling receptor binding
Source: RefSeq, a predicted model, not a curated record